Messenger RNA from Clavispora lusitaniae ATCC 42720, 1179 nucleotides. RefSeq lists its product as uncharacterized. Lineage: Eukaryota; Fungi; Ascomycota; Pichiomycetes; Serinales; Metschnikowiaceae. The record is from RefSeq and is a predicted model, not a curated record. Gene Ontology annotation, molecular function: metal ion binding; agmatinase activity.
AUGUGGAGAAAGAAAAAACCAAUGCUUGCUCUUGUUUUCCUAUGGGCUCUCGUACAAGCCAAUCUGCUUGCUGAAAAAUGGGGCGAGGCCUGGCCGUUCCAAGGAAUCAGCACCUUUGCCCAUUUGGAGACGCACCAGUGUCUCUUGUCACCAGAAGUUCCAUACGACAUUGCUAUAAUUGGUGUUCCAUUUGAUACGGCCACUUCUUACCGCAGUGGAGCCCGUUUCGGCCCUCGGGCUAUUCGGGCUGCAUCGCUGCGCCAAACGUCUCUUCGAGGAUAUAACCACCGGGCCAAGUUCAACCCAUACAAGUCGUGGGCGAAAAUCGUUGAUUGCGGCGAUAUCCCAGUGACACCAAUGGAUAACGCUUUGGCGUUUCGGCAGAUGAAUAUUGCGUUUGAAGAAUUGGUGGCGCCUAGAGAAGCAUCUAAAGGCUCUGUAGAGGAAAAGAGAACUGGGCCAAAGAUGAAGUAUGACAAGGGAAACGUCGUACAGAUAACUGCCGGAGACAGCAGGGAAACCACCAAGAGCAAAUACCCCCGCUAUAUUGCUCUCGGGGGUGACCACCUGGUGCUUUUGCCCCAUCUCCGGGCACUCCAUAAAAUCUACGGACCUUUGAACAUCAUCCACUUUGACGCACACCUUGAUACGUGGAAGCCCGACAAGUACCCGAGUGUCUGGCACACGCCUCAAAGUGAACUCAACCACGGAUCCAUGUUAUGGCAAGCCCACGAAGAAGGACUUACCUCUCUGCAUAACAUCCAUGUUGGUGUACGUACUCGUUUGUCGGGCACAGAAGAUUUGGAAGAUGACGAAGAGCAGAACUUCGUGAGAGUUUUCGCCGACGAUAUUUGGCUUGAAGGUGCGCAAUCGGUAGCUGAGAAGAUCUUGAGUACCAUUCCAAAGGACAGUCCAACCUACAUUAGUGUGGAUAUCGAUGUUCUUGACCCGGGCUUUGCCAGCGGAACCGGCACCAUCGAGCCCGGAGGAUUGCUUCCGCGGGAAUUGAUUUAUCUCUUGCGCAAAAUUGAAGCUUUAUCUGUGGUAGGUGCUGAUGUGGUUGAGGUGAGUCCACAAUUUGACUCUGCCGAAGUAACUGCAACAAAUGCGGCCCAGGUGGCUUUUGAGUUGUUGACAUCAAUGGUCAAGAAAGGACCCUUAGAGUUUUCCUCUGAAUAA